This is a messenger RNA of Tauraco erythrolophus (red-crested turaco), 647 nucleotides long. Lineage: Eukaryota; Metazoa; Chordata; Aves; Musophagiformes; Musophagidae. The record is from RefSeq and is a predicted model, not a curated record.
GCAGGUUCCCAUCCUCCCGGAAACGUAAGCCACCAUCAUCCAUAAUUCACCAGGUGCUGAACUUCAUCAAGGAGCCACCCGACAGCCGGGCUGGGUGCUCCACCCUCCUCCAGGACAUUCUGCUCACCACUCUCCUCCCGCCCCUCUCCGCAGGCUCAGCAUAUUACGAUAACGUCCGUCCCUUGGCCUACCCGGACUCGGAUGCUGUGCUCAUCUGCUUUGACAUCAGCCGCCCCGAGACCUUGGACAGUGUGCUCAAGAAGUGGCAAGGGGAAACUCAGGAGUUCUGCCCCAAUGCGAAGAUUGUGCUGGUCGGCUGCAAGCUGGACAUGCGGACAGACUUAAACACGCUCCGGGAGCUUUCCAAGCAGCGCCUUAUCCCUGUGACACACGAGCAGGGCAGUGCGCUGGCGCGGCAGAUCGGGGCAGUGGCUUAUGCAGAGUGCUCCUCCAAGGUCUCGGAGAACAGCGUACGGGAUGUGUUCCACGUGACCACGCUCGCCUCAGUCAACAGGGUGCACAAGAACUUGAAGCGCAGCAGCUCCAAGCGGGGACUGAAGCGGGCGUCACAGAUGCCCGGCAGGACGGACUUACUGACCGACACAGAGAUCAGGAAAGACCGAGCCAAGAGCUGCUCCAUCAUGUGA